AUGGCCAGCUGGGCGAUACACGCGGCUCACGAAAGCGCGGGAAGAGGUGAAGCGGGAGCUGUCGACGCGAGCGGCAGGGGGGAGGUUGUGGAGGAAUCACUGGUGCUGCUAGAUUUCCCUGAUUUCCUGACGACGUCGGUGUUCGACGGCGCGGUGUUCCGGCAGGUCUCGGAAGACGCGACGGGCAGCACGUACGCGAUUGACAAUUGCAACUUCAACUCGCUGCGUUUGGAGGGUUUGGACGGCGCGGAACCGAAGUGUGUGCUGAACGGGCAGAUCCCAUUCAAGGGUAAACGGGUGUCUGAAGGGGUGACCUACUUCUGCUUUGACAUCGCAGAGCCCAACGCGGAGUCGGAAACGAACCACAACGAGCCCAAGCGCAACGCUCCGUACUUGCGAGAGUACUGGCACACGGAAAAGCUGAUCCAGUUCAACACGCCGAUCUGA
Molecule: messenger RNA, 447 nt
Organism: Babesia bigemina
Lineage: Eukaryota; Apicomplexa; Aconoidasida; Piroplasmida; Babesiidae
Exons: 1
Coding region: 1-447 (148 amino acids)
Source: RefSeq, a predicted model, not a curated record